Molecule: messenger RNA, 1420 nt
Organism: Rhododendron vialii
Lineage: Eukaryota; Viridiplantae; Streptophyta; Magnoliopsida; Ericales; Ericaceae
Exons: 1
Coding region: 220-1260 (346 amino acids)
Source: RefSeq, a predicted model, not a curated record
CUCUCUCUCUCACUCUCUCACUCUCACAGUAUAUAUUUAUGAUAGUAUAUGGGCAAUAACAUAUAUCAGUUAUCCACAGGCCGAUUGAAAAAAAAUACUCCCAUAUAUCCAACAAAGGUAUCACCUCCUCCACAAUCUGGUUCAGGGUGAUCGUUUCCUCCUCUAUCUAUAGAUAUUACUUUUUCUCUCUCUUCAAUAUCUACAUAUACACUCAAAGAAAUGGUUAAUGACAAAACCCGAAAACGUUUCAAGAAAGAAAAGUUAACCAUGGAAUUAGAAGAUGAAAUUCUCUCAGCUGGAAACAAGAACCAAGUGGAAACGACCAGAGUACUGACGAGGGUCGGCGGGAUAAAUAUCAGGCUGGUCGUGAUCACGUGCAUCGCAGCAGCAGCAGGUAUCAUGUCCACCUUCGUCAUCCUCCUCUACACAGGGUCAUUAGACUGCAGCCUAAUUACGAGAAUGUGUGCUUCAUUAAAGAGCUGGUUAUCUCCGCCUUACAUCUACCUCAUACUCAACUUCGUCAUCAUCUCCAUUGCUGCUACUUCCUCUACCUGCUUCCGAAUCCACCACCCCCAUUCUAAUUUCCAUCAUUUUCCCAACCACUUCUUCAAACAUCACUAUAAUUUCCAUGAUCAUGACAGUACUCAUGCUGCUGAUGAUGAUGCCCUGAUGCUUGAAGUCUCACAGCCUCCUCCACCGCCACCGCCAUUGACUGAUGAUCAACAUGGUAAGAUUACCCAUUUCAUAGCAAACGAAAUCUCCAACCCGAAAGACGAACAUGAAGAACAGGAGGAGGAGGAGGAGGAGGAUGACAGUGAUACAUUGGAGGGGACAUGGAAAGCGAUAACCGGGGAAGGAGGGAGUCCGCAGCGUAGCACUCGACGGCUGCUUGGGAAGAGCAACACCACCAACACGUUAAGAACACUAUCACGACAUCCUCCGGCUUCUUCAUCGUUGGAUCAGCAAAUCUUGACACGGUCUCCCGAUGAAGAACAUUAUUCUGUAGAUCAGGAACAACAACCUUGCCCAUUAUUGGCUACUUCGAGUAAUAGGGAGUUGAGGAAGUCUGAGACGUUCAACGACACCGCGUCAGCGCAGCAGCGACGAGGGCUGCUGAGGAGGGACCCACAGCCAUCACUGAGUCAAGAUGAGUUGAACAGACGAGUUGAAGCCUUCAUUAUGAAUUUUAACCGCCAGAUUCGGUUACAGAGACAGGAGUCCGACCAACGUUUCCUUGAAAUGAUUAGUCGCGGAGUUUAGCUUUUUAAUUUUAAUCCUAAACUAAGCUAAGCUAGCUCCAAUCAUGAUUCCCAAUUUUUACCUCUUCUUCUUGUUGUUUUUUUUUCCAGAUUGCUUAAAGUCUAAUAUCUGCGUGCAUGUACUAUUAAUAUUAAUAUUAUGUUUCGUUUUUAGUAUCUAA